GUGCGGGCGGCUGUUCGGCGACGCGCGGGCGCGGGCGGUGGGAUGAGUGGUGGGCGGAGCGGGGGGCCGGGGAUGCUCAGUCCCGGCAGCACCGUGACGCUGCGGGUCUGCACCGUGGGCCUUCGCCCCGAGGUGCCCGUCGUGCGGAUCUGGGGGCUGCUGGGGGACCGCCGCGCCGAAUACCUCCGGCUCCGCCGUCAGAUCCAGGCGGCGGCGGGGCCGCGCCUGGCAGCCGCUCAGCGACCAGCCGACCCCGCAGCUGGUGGGGUUGAGCUGUGCACGGGAGACCUGGGCCUGGUGGAGGUGGUCGGGCUGUGGUACCGCUGCUGCGUGGUGAGUCGCUCCGGCCAGGACUACCGCGUGUUCUUGCUUGAUGAGGGCUGCAUGGUGGUCACGUCUGCCUGUUACCUGGCGCAGGGCUGCGAGGAGCUGUUCCGCCUGCCCCCAGAGGUGCUGGGCUGUAUUGUGGCUGAUGUUGUGCCCUUAGGAAGCCCCGGGGAGGCAGCCUGUAGGGAUGCUCCGUUUUCCAACUGGACGGUGGAGGCUAUGGAGUUCCUAAGCUUCUUGCAUGGCAAGGAAGUGUCUGGACGGGUGCAGGAGGUGAUGACGCCACAGCUCAUAGUGCUUGAGCUGCCCCAACUGGUGUCCCAGAUGCAUCACCUGGGCCUGGCUAGGCAAGUCACUCCUAGCUGGUUCUGCCAGACGCUCAAGCAGUGCCUGGCUCAUGGCCACCCAAGGAGCCACCUCAAGGUACAGCCUUCAGCAUCUCCUUUUGUAUCUUGUACAGUGCCACAGUUUCCCCAUGUUUUACGCUUGCAUCAGCCUGUGUCACCUCCUUUGGAUUAUGUUUACCCGCAGCUUCAGUUGGAUGUGACAGAGCCUGUCCUAGUGACCCAUGUCUCUGACCCACACCGCUUCUACUGCCAGUUGAAGAGGUUGUCCCAGGAGAUCCGUUGCCUUUCUGAUGCCAUGCACCACACUUACAAAUCCUACUCCUGCUUGCCAUUACCCAAAGUGGGCUCACCCUGUGCUGCCCGUGGCGGAGAUGGCCAGUGGUACCGUGCACUCCUGCUGGAGCUUAUUGCUGGGGAGGGAAACCAGCAAUUGGCUCUGGUGAUCUUUGUGGACUAUGGCAGGAAGGAGACUGUGACCAGAGCUAACCUGUGCCAUUUGCCCCCUGAGUGUUUCCACAUACCUGUGGUAACUUACGCAUGUGCUCUUCAGGGUAUCUCGGAUGGGGGUUGUGCCUGGUCCCCACUGCAGAUCAGUAAGCUGAAAGCAUUAGUGCUAAGCAAAGGAGUGAAUGCUCACAUUAAAGCCUUUAAUUCCUUUGAGCAUCUGUAUUAUGUGAACCUGUAUGGGGAAAAUGGCAUCAACUUGAACUAUGUUUUUGGGCUGCAGGCGUGCUGCCUGGUCAGCAGCCAUAUACGGAUGAGCCAAACUGAGGGUUGGGAGCAGCUGGAAGUAGAAGAAUCCACAGCUGAACUGGAAUUGCUUCCAGGAGCACCUCCUAUUGCUUUAGUGCAUGGAGAUAUGGCUUCUGCUCCUGUAGCUGAUGUACAUGUGAACUUGGGCGCAUUCUACAAUGCGCAGGUCUCCCACCUCCGAGACCCGUCUGAGUUCUGGCUGCAGCUUCGUGAGCAUCAGCGGCUCUUUGGGCAGUUGAAGCAGUGCAUGUGUGAUUUCUAUUCACAUGCCAUGAAGCUGGAUGGUGCUAGGUGGGAUCUACAGCCUGGAUCCCUUUGUUGUGCCAGUGGGAAAGAGGGUGUCUUUUAUCGAGCAGUGAUCACCAGGGUAGUGGACAGUGAGGUAGAAAUAUACCUGGUGGACAGAGGCAAUACAGAAACUGUACAUCAGUGUGCAGUGAAGGAGCUGCUCCCUCUGUUCAGGGAACUGCCUGCUUUAGCUCUGAAGUGUUGUUUGGCAGAUGUCUGUCCUCUGAGAGGAAGUUGGAGUGAAACAUCUGUGUCUGCAUUUAGGGAGAUUGUACUGAACAAGGGACUAAAGGUUCAGUUUUUGAGUGUGCAGGGUGACAAAUACAUAGUUGAAAUUUUUGACCAGUCCCGAUUAGGAGAGAAAAGUGUAAGUAAACUCAUGGCUCAGGGAGGGUAUGCUGAAUACCAGAGGUCUGAAAUACCCAAGAGUGUCCAGAAAUCACCUAAUAUGGCUAUGAGCCUGGCCUCAGAUGUUGGGGAAGAAAACCAAAUAAAAGCGGAGAAGAGGCUGGGAGAGGAAUCUGAUCUAAAGAGAAGUGAUAGGGCGCUUAAUUCUUAUGCAGCUGUAGCGGUCAGAGGGAGCUCUGUUGCACCCAUUCACAAUUCUGCAGGUAGUAAAUCUCUUCCUUCUCAGAAGUGUGAGGGCAAGAAUAACCUGCCCAUCUCCUGUACACAGAAUUAUGACAAAAUGAAGCUAAGCUCCUCUUGUGGAGGUCAGUUAGAAGUGGGAACUACAGUUAAUGUUGUAGUGUCAUAUGUUGAAAAUCCAGGUCAUUUUUGGUGUCAGCUAAGUAGAAAUUGCCAAGACCUUAAGUUGCUAAUGUCUGAAAUUCAGGAAUAUUGUGAAAAUUCAUCCCACCCACAUGCUUGGCCAAAUUCUCCAUGUUUAGCCCAGUACUCAGAGGAUGAAAAAUGGUACAGGGCUUUAAUUAUUAGUGAAGUUCCUUCUGCAGAAAAAGUAGAAGUCAUAUAUGUUGACUAUGGCAACAGAGAGCUAGUCUCUCUAGCAAGUCUCCGCUCAAUUCACAAACGCUUCCUUAAGUUAGAAGCUCAGGCUUUCAGGUGCAGCCUUUACAACUUAAUUCAACCAAAUGGUCAGGAUCCUUUUGCUUGGGAUGAAGCAGCAAUUCAGGCUUUUCAGGAGUUUGUUGAUACUUCUUCAUCUCAUCAUGAAGUGAAGUGUACGAUAUUUGCUUUGGCUUCAAUAAGCAAGGAGCUGUUUAACAUUGUAGAUUUAAUGACACCGUUUCAGAGUGCUUGCCAGUUUUUGACCGAGAGGGGUGUAGCCAGACCUUUAUCUCCUCAAAAGCCUCUGUCAUCCUUGGUUCAUCUUCAUUCUUACUAUUAUUCUAUGCAUGGUAUCAAAAUUGGGAGUGAGGAAGACGUUUAUAUUACGCAUGUUGAGGAUCCAUGGACAUUUUACUGCCAACUUGAAAGAUGUUCAGAUGUCUUAGCACAACUUACCGAUAACAUUGGUCGCCUAAGUGAAAACAUGAGCAGCUUAGAAACCUUGCAGAAGUCUGAGAGCUUGUGUCUAGCCAAGUAUACUGACAGUCACUGGUACAGGGGAAUAAUUAUGAAAAGGAAACCUGAUACAGAAGUGUUCUUUGUGGAUUUUGGGAACACAGAGACAAUAGAUAAAGAUAACCUGCUUCCUUUACCCAGUGAUGUUUGUGAUAUCUUGCUUUUGCCAAUGCAGGCCAUAAAGUGUUCCUUAUCUGAUAUAUCUCAUCUUCCCAAAGAAGCUAUAGUAUGGUUUAAACAAGCUGUCCUAGAAAGGCAAUUGAAAGUGAUCAUUGUAGCAAGGGAAUCUGACGGUAAACUGUUGGUUGAGUUGUUUGAUGGUAAUACUCAAAUUAAUGCAAAACUGAGGGAGUUAAGCUUAAUGAGCAAUACAGGAAUUGGGCCUAUAGAAAAUGAAACUUUAUGCUCUAGAAAUACAGAUGUGAUAGAGAGGAAUGGGAGUGCGGAAUCCACUUUAGAUGCACACAGGACUCUUGAAAGGAAAAUGAGCAGAUCUGAAGCCCAAGGAGAAGGGGGGGAUAGCAAAAGGCACAUCAAGAAAGAAGAUGAAAACCUUUCCCAGGCUGCUACAAAGGGAGAUCUGGCAGCUGGAUUACUAGAAUCUGGUGAAGUGAUUAGCAGUAAGAAGGUUGCUUCCCUGUUAAAUAAAGCUGGGAAGGAGUCUUUGCUCUCCGUCCAGAUGGAUACACAGUCAGAUACUAAGUCUGAUGCUGAAGGCGGGAAUAUAGUGCUUGAAAAUGUAUCUGAUCUACUGCAACAGAAGAUAAUGCCAGGUCUUAAAGUGUCAGUGUAUGUGUCUUACGUAAAUGAUCCACUGGAUUUUUAUGUUCAGCUAGAAAGUGAUGAGGCUCAGCUUAACAGCAUUUCAGAAAGCUUAAAUGAUAGGACGCAAAGAAAGAACCCUUGUGGACAACUUUGCCAAGUGGGAGACUUAAUCAGUGCUGCUUAUUCAGAAGACAGCCUGUGGUAUCGAGCUGUAGUGAAAGAGAAGACUUCUGAUAAUUUGAUAAACAUACAAUAUAUUGAUUAUGGUAAUACUUCAGUAAUUAAUGUUGGUGGAGCACACAGACUCCCUGAAGGCUUGUCAUCUAUUCCAGCAAUAAGCAUUCACUGCUUCCUAGGUGGACUUAAAUGCAAAGAAAAUACAAACUGGGCAGAGAAAGCUGUGCUGUACUUCAUCAAGAGAACAAGUGAAGUUCUGCUAACAUGUGAAUUUGUGGAGAAGGUUAAGGAUAAAUGGGAAGUUAUCCUCAGUGACCAUGAAGCUAUAAUAACUGUGGAUUUAGCUGAUGAAAAUCUUGCAAGUAGUAAAGGAUCUUGUUCAACAGAAAUACUUGAUAAAAGAGAGAACAGUGACAUAAUAACUGAGUGUGAGCCUUUGCCGCCUCAGGCACAAAAUAAAACUCCUUGUAUAAGUAACUCUGAGUCAUUUAUCUGGAAAUUUCCAGAGGCAGGCCAGACUGUAAAAAUUUAUAUCACAGUGGGAGAUGGUCCAGAAUACUUCUGGAGUUACAGUGCUGAUACAGAAGACAUGAAGUACAUAGAGGAAAAAAUAGAGGAAGCUGAAAACAUUGGACUAAAAUCUUUGAAUGACUGUGGGGCAUGUAUUAAAAUCGGUGAUAUUUGUCUAGCAAAAUAUAGUCAAGAUGGGAAGUUCUACAGAGCUAAAGUCAGCAGCGUAGAAGGUGACAGAGUAGUUGUUAGACAUGUGGAUUAUGGAAGUGAGGAAACUAUUAGCAUGGAUUUGGUCAGACAGAUUCCGUGUGAAUUGAUCCAGGUACCCAAUCAAGCAUUUGCUUGCUGUCUGUCAGAUUUCAGUUCCUCUGAGGGCUCAUGGCUUAGUGAAGCAAAAGAGAAGUUUAAUGAUAUAACCCAAGAUGUCUUAUUAGAAGCAAAAGUAAUAGAAACUCAAGAAUGCAAAGCUUCUGGAGUCCCUCUGUCUGUUGUCAAGCUGGAAGCUUCUGGUAAGAGUAUUAAUGAAGAGAUGAAGUCUUUUUGGAAGGCUAAUAUAGCAACUGGUGACAAGGCUUUCUCAGACCUUGAGAACCCCUUAAAGGAAAACAGAUGUUCGAAGAAUGAUAUGGGUCCUUGUCUGGAAAGAGGAACUCCUGGUGCUUGUGGAUUAGCUCAAGAAGAAAGUGAAAGUGCUUUACUUUGUUCUGAACCUUUCCCGAGUAUAACUUCCGAGUGUUUCAAUGCUGUAGAAGCAAGUAUGUCAGUCGAAGCUGUUCAGCAUAUGUCUGGGAAGGCUGAUGAUAGAUGUGAAACAGCUGAGCAUCAAAGCAGCUUUGAUGAAGACAUAUCUCUAUCUGGAGGAGACAGCAGUAACAAUGUAUUACUAGAACCAAUGAGAAGCUGCAGUCUUCAUGUUUUGGAGAGUGAAAUGAAAGCUGAAGAACAAGAAAUAUCUGAAAAAGCAUUUCAAGAGGAUGCUGAGCUGAAAGAACUGACAGGCAGUGCUUCAGCAGCCAGUCUUUUCCUAGAAAACAAACAAGAACUGGAAAGAGAGCCAGUGCUACAGUCAUCUUCAGGUGAUGAAACAGAGAUAUUAGGAGCACUGGAUCAAUUACAGAAUCAAUGUUCAUAUGAUGAUCUAAAAGAGUUAAUACUGGAGCUAGAGGAAAUUUCAGUUCAGCCCUUCUUUGCAGAAGUAACAAAAGAAGCUCUGGAAACAGAGUCAGCCGAAAUGCAGACAGCUUCGGAUGUUAAAGCAAGAGAGAAAGUGUUUGAACAGGAAUCAUUUGAACUGCCAGUUGUCAGUGAGGACACAGCGGAGUUGGCAGCUCUGAACUUUCCAGAACUCUUACCAUCACUUAAUGAGGGGAAGAAUUCACUGCCUUUGGUUAGCAAUGGAGAGAACACAGUAGAGCUGAUUCCAUCUGACGUUCAGCCUUCUUUGGGAGAGAAUGCAGAGAAACCAGAAUUGAAUUUGUCUGGAAUUCAUAAAACAGAGUCUUUGCAAGAAGACUGGAUAGAAUUAGAGCCUUCUCCCCUAAAGCUGUCUUUGUCUGAUGGUAGAUCUGAGAAACAACUGGACCUGAAGACCCAUGACAUGCUGUCAUUGCUGGGUGCUGAAAUUGAGCAGCUUCUGGAACUGGUGCUGCCUGAUGUGCACCCAUCUCAGAAGGAUGGGGAUGAGGACUCGUUAGGGUUGGAACACACUGCACUACAAAGUUCUGCAAAUAGCAGAAGUCAGUUAUCAUUUCUUACAGAAGACUUAACGAAUCGGAGGUCUGUUUGCACUGUAAAAUCAUGUGACUGCAACUUUGAGAAACAUAAGGAGUGGCAGAAGAAAGAUGACUGUUAUGUGGAAGAAUGGAUGCAACAAGACUUGACUGACUCAUUUACAGAAUGUGGAAAUACACAUGUGCGGUAUUCAGCCUGUAAGGCUGAGGAUGAAGGUGUAGAAGAAAAGCAGAACAAGAAGUGGGCUGAAUGUGAUGCAGGACACAAUGAGUAUACUUGUCAUCUGAAAGGUUUUGCUGUUGGUUCCAAAUGUGUGGUGAGGACCUCUCUAAAAUGGUGCGAGGCUCGCAUUUUGGAGGUAUCUGAAAAAGGUACCAGGGUCUUGAAUCUCUCCAGUGGCAAUGAGGAGAUUGUGGAUCCUGAGAAUGUCUGGAAUGGUGUUCCUGACUGGGCUUACAGGUCAUCUGCGGCAGUAACCCCUGUAACAGGAAACUUGCAGUUAUUACCGGAGGAGUCCUCACUUCAAGAAAAGCAAAGUGGCUACAGUUCACAUUUAGCUGAAGAUCCCUCAUGUUCUCCAACAUUGCUGAAACGCGAUGUGUUCACGUGAAACUCAACAAGUACCUGUGUCCACAAGCGUUCCUCUGAAAAUGUGUUCUCAUGGGAACAAGAAUACAGGCAAAGCACCGAGUGUUUAUUCAACAUAAUGGAGCAAAUGUCUGUCACUACCAUACUUCCCUAUCAAGGAGCAAUACUUGUUACUAGACUGUUACUGUCUGCUUGGCUUCUCAUUUCUGUACUUUCUUGUUAUCUAGCUGCCAGUGGGUGAUUCUUCAAGAGGUCUGAGUUGCUGUAUAGGCUACUGUGUGCACAAUACUACUUUCUGAUGUUUGUUUUGAGGAAAGCUGCAUUGUUUA
Messenger RNA from Neopsephotus bourkii (Bourke's parrot), 7342 nucleotides. It is a transcript of the gene TDRD6, whose product is annotated as tudor domain containing 6. The record is from RefSeq and is a predicted model, not a curated record. Lineage: Eukaryota; Metazoa; Chordata; Aves; Psittaciformes; Psittacidae. The transcript has 5 exons. The coding region runs from base 43 to 7035 and encodes 2330 amino acids.